AUGCAAGAUGCCUUAAAGUUCAAAGUGCGAGUUGCAAAGAAAAGGUGGGGGGCCAAGUUCGGUUUUGGAUGUCUCCAGGUGUUUCUGAAGAAGAAGUUUGGGACUCUUUUGCGUGCUUGGCGCACCAUUGAUGCCGAUGACAGCAUGUACAUGCAGAAGAACGAGCUUUUUCGAGCAGUGAAAGACCUUUGCUGGCAAGGCGACGCUCGUUUGUUGUGGAAAGGUCUGGACAAGGACGGCAGCGGCGUGACAUCGUUGCAAGAGUUGGACCUGAAGAGUGCGGAGCAGCAGCUUGGUGCGAAGUUGGCGAAGUUCAAGCAGCAGGUCAUCGAGAAGUUCGGCGACGCACAGAGCUUCUUCCGGGCCAUCGACGUGCACCGCAUCAACAAGGUCCGCGUCGACGACUUCCUCGAGCGAUGUCAGCGCUUAGGCUUCACUCGUGUGGACAAACGCUUGUUCCAUGGCCUUGACUGGGAGGGAAGGAAGUUCCUCAUGGCCAAGGACCGCGCUUUCUCGGCAAUGAGGAACUCACUCGGGCAAGUCAUCAUUGAAGGUUUGACGGUGGGUUGGGAGGAGUUCGAGGCCUCGGCGAAGCGCCUGUCCUUCACCGGCGAUGUGCCCGGCGCCUGGCGCUUCUUCGACCAGGUCUGGGCAGACGAGGAGUUCGGCGGGGUGCGGGCUGCCUUCAGCGUUUUGGACGAGGACCGCAGCGGAGAUUUCAACCAGCGAGAGUUCAUCAAGAUGCUGCGUUUCUAUGGCUUUCAAGGCGAUUGCCGUGCGCUCUUCUUGACCUUGGACUGCGAAGGCCAAGGCGCCGUGGCGCUCAACGACGUGGCCUUCUUGGACUUUUGGGAGUCGGAGGUCCACAUCGAGGAGCACCGAGCAUCGCAGAGACUGUGA
This is a messenger RNA of Durusdinium trenchii, 900 nucleotides long. The record is from the annotation of a GenBank genome assembly. Lineage: Eukaryota; Dinophyceae; Suessiales; Symbiodiniaceae.